Haliotis rufescens (red abalone) is the source of this 1504-nucleotide messenger RNA. Its product is annotated as ankyrin repeat domain-containing protein 17-like. Gene Ontology annotation, biological process: intracellular signal transduction. Gene Ontology annotation, cellular component: cytoplasm. The record is from RefSeq and is a predicted model, not a curated record. Gene Ontology annotation, molecular function: protein binding. The transcript has a single exon. Bases 471 to 1421 code for a protein of 316 amino acids. NCBI's taxonomy places the organism in Eukaryota, Metazoa, Mollusca, Gastropoda, Lepetellida, Haliotidae.
UAACUCUCAAUGUCGGACUGUCCUUCGUAUUUGAUAGCACGGUGUUAGAAGGUGCAUUUGUGUUGGUAUCGUUCAUGUUCCGUUCGUUACCCGGAGAAGUAAUUAUCCCGGAACGAACAGUCAGCCUUCACUGUUUCAAGAGUUUAUGUCCGGCCAACCUGCCAGUGACGGGCAGUGAGUGCCGCAACUAAGUUGACGGAAGUAUUUGCUCGUGUCAGCUAUUAAUGAAUGAUUCUUGUUUGGGACUAUCCAGAAUGUGAUCAGGACUCUUUUAACGACUGCACAUGCAAAAGAUAAGUUUUACGUGGAAACUAUUACUUCUGAGCCAUGGGUCACGUCAAAUGCGUCUGUAUAAAACUUGUGGUCAGCUGUUGAAUGUAAUGUUGAUCUAGGGGGAUACUUUGAAACAAAAAAACAUCACAACGUUUCAUCAUUGUUCCACAGGGUUGACACUCUGCUAGCAAUCUUGCAUGUCUCGUGUCAAAUCAACACAUAUCCCUUCAGUAGAAGAGAGUGUAAUAAGAAACAAAAUGUCCAAGAAAAGUGUGAGAAGAAUGUUGCAUUUGUGUCGCAGGACUUCAGAAACUCUGAACAAUGAGGAAAUAAGCUUGCUAAGUGAAGAACUUCAGAACUUACUUGACAGUACAAAAAUUGACCUAAAUCAUCCAAGAAACAAGGGUUCUCUUCCCCUGUGUGAAGCUUGUCGAUCUGGGAAUGAGUGGGCUGUUGAUGUGUUGCUACUGAGUGGUGCUGAUGUCAAUGUUUGUGAUAAGAACAAGUGUACGCCAGUAUAUAUUGCAGCUUCCCAUGGGCAUAAAGCCAUCCUACAGAAACUUCUAGACAGAAAAGCUGAUGUCAAUGUGAAAAACUUGCAAGGUUACCUCCCCUUGCUGUCAGCAGUUGAGAACAACCACAAAGACACAGCGCAGAUGCUUGUUGACGCUGGUGCUGAUGUCAACAUCCUCCGACCUAACACGUUCGGAAUAUCAAUGUCGCUAAUGACCUUUGUCCUGUUUGCCAAAAGCGAUAUUCCUUUUGCUGAACAGCUGUUGGAGGCAGGAGUUUGUCCUCAUUCCUUUGAAAAGCCUUUGAACUUUAUCCUUCUGGAAUAUGGUGAUGACUGUCGAGAGUUUAUCAAGAAGCUGGUCUAUGCAGGUUUUGACUUUUAUUGCGAUGGAUGGAUUAAGAUGGCAAAACACAAAAUUGUGGCUGAACUUGCUGAAGUGAGUGACAACGAAAAAGAUAUGAUAAAGUUUCUGGAAUAUGAGUUUCGCAAUCCUAGAAGUUUAGAAAGACUUUGUCGCACUGUGGUUCGCAGUUCUCUCGCAAUGUCGCAUAAGAAAUGCCACAUCCGGACGAAGGUGCAGCAGCUGCCGUUACCAACUGAGGUGAAGAAGUUUGUGAUGCUGCAGUAUCUCUGAUGUAAUGUCAUGAGUACACAUAUUCUACAACAUGACCGUUAUUUGUUAAGUGAAUGACAAGAAUAAAAAUACUAUUUUCAAUU